Messenger RNA from Melitaea cinxia (Glanville fritillary), 4782 nucleotides. RefSeq lists its product as uncharacterized. The coding region runs from base 1 to 4782 and encodes 1593 amino acids. Gene Ontology annotation, biological process: DNA integration. Gene Ontology annotation, molecular function: nucleic acid binding. NCBI's taxonomy places the organism in Eukaryota, Metazoa, Arthropoda, Insecta, Lepidoptera, Nymphalidae. The record is from RefSeq and is a predicted model, not a curated record. The transcript has 3 exons.
AUGGAGAAAUACAUUUUAUAUCAAAUGGAGUUAUUUGACAACCUAAAAAAUUGUGAGAAAAAUUUAAGAAAGACACCGAAGGAGAGAAUUAAAAAAGCAUAUUUAGAAACUAGAUUGGAGCAAUUAGAAACAUUAUGGAACGAUUUUAAAGAAGGACAUAAAAAUAUUAUUUUGAAAAUUUCGAAAGACGAAGACAGAAAACUAUCAUAUUUCAAAAAUGAAGUGUUUGAAGCGUUUGAGGAGAUGUAUAUCAGUACUAAAUCUAUGUUAAAGGAAAUGAUAAUGCCUUUUUUAAAAUCUUCGAAUAAUUCUCAAACUACCGGCGUUCCCGAUGUUAACGAUUCCAAUAGAAACUGUGAUAUUAAGUUGCCGAUUAUUAAAAUUCCAACCUUUACCGGUAAAUACGAGGAGUGGCAAACGUUUUACGAUUUAUUCUAUUCUCUCAUACAUAACAAUGAAGCUUUGUCACCGGUGCAAAAACUCCAUUAUUUAAAAAGUAAUUUAUCGGGUGAACCUGAAACAAUGUUACGUAAUUUUUCCAUAACUGACCCCAAUUAUGAAGAAGCGUGGUGCCAACUUGUGAAGAGAUAUAAUAACAAGAGGUUUAAUUGCAACGCCAUUUUGAAAAUUCUGUUUACACAAAAGAUGAUUACUGCAGAGUCUGCGAGUCAUAUAAAGCAACUUCUAGACACAACGGUUACCUGUUUAAAAGCGUUAUCGAAUAUGGGUAUAGAUACGCAUUCGUGGGAUAUAAUUAUCAACUAUUUAGUCAUUUCAAAACUGGACUCCGAGUCGAUGCGACAGUGGGAACAACGUGUAAGUGUCCAAUCUGAGUUACCUACAUGGUGCGGACGCCGUCAUCAUUCAAUGAUUCAUGUUGAACGCGAGCCUAAAGUUGAUAAUCCAGUCGAGACGGCUUCCACAUCUACAGGUAUAGAGAAUAAGUCUAGAGGUAAGCCUAAUAUUUUGUCAAAUGAUAACAACAUUAUAACAAAUUUUUGUGAACAUAUUGAUUCAAAUAGUACUUUAUUAGCUACAGUUCAAGUUUUAGUUGAGAGUAAAAAUGGUAAUAAUCAUGUUAUUAGGGCUUUGUUAGACCAAGGGUCGCAGGCAUCGUUUGUGACAGAAGCAACAGUUCAGUUACUUAAACUUUCACGUAAGUCAGUAAGUGGUUGGGUGUCAGGUGUGGGAGAAGGGCAAAUGAGAAUUAAAUACAUGGUUUCGUUAUGUUUGAAAUCACGCCACAAUCCCGAGUCUAGAGUUUGUGUAAAUGCAUAUGUAUUGCGUUCAUUAACAGCACUGCUACCUAUCACUAAGCUACAUUCACCUGAGUGGUCAGACAUAGAAAAAUUAGAGUUGGCUGAUCCAGGAUAUACAACACCAGGAAGAAUAGAUAUUCUUCUUGGAGCCGAGGUUUAUAGUGAUGUAUUAUUAAAUGGUAUCAUGAAACAUCCUACAAGUAAUUUACUUGCACAAAAUACUAUUUUUGGUUGGGUAUUGUCUGGUAAGGUUUGUAGUCCACGCAACUCGGCAAGGAAUACGGUAUCUAGCUUGCAUAUACAACUUAAGGAUGAUGACAUUCUUAAGCUUUUCUGGGAGCAAGAAAAUGAACCGAACAUAAUUAAAAGAAGAUUGUCAAAGGAAGAAGAAAGAUGUGAAAAAAUCUAUGAUGCUACAACUACGAGGGAUAAGGAAGGGAGGUUUAUAGUUAAGUUACCAUUUAAAACCGAACACUCUAGCUGUCAAAAUGGCAAAUUAUAUGAGAUGGCUGCUAGAAGAUUUAUGAGCUUAGAGAAGAAGUUACAAAGUAAUCAAGAUUAUCAAAAAGAAUACAUAAAGGUAAUGCAAGAGUACAUAGAUUUAAAACAUAUGGUUGAAGUUGAUUCGCAACACAUUGACAAUCAAAAUACUGUCUACUUACCACACCACGGUGUGCUUAGAGAAGACAAAACAACAACGAAGCUGCGAAUUGUUUUCGACGCUUCAUGCAAGGGAGUUAAUGGGUUUUCUUUAAAUGAUGAUCUGCUGGUGGGCCCAAAGCUCCAGCAGGAUCUACGACAUAUUUUGAUGAGAUGGAGGACUCAUAAGAUCUGUAUAACUGCAGAUAUUAUAAAAAUGUACAGGAUGGUACGUGUGGCAGAAGAAGACACAGAUUUUCAGAGGCUACUUUGGAGAUCCACACCCGAUGAGCAAUUAAGACAUUACAAGCUGUUGAGACUGACUUUUGGGACUGCAUGCGCUCCGUAUCUUGCUGUGAAGUCACUACAAAGAUUAGCAGAUGAUGCAGAAUUUAAAUAUCCAGAGGCUGCAAAAAUAAUAAAAAAUGAUUUCUACAUGGAUGACCUUUUAACAGGAUGUGAAACAGAAGAUGAAGCCAUAGAAAUUUACAAUAAUAUGAACAAAUUGUUGAACUCGGGAGGAUUUGAUCUCCAAAAGUGGAGUAGUAAUAAUCAAAAUGUACUAAAAUACAUCGGAGAAAAUAAGCGAGAUGAUCAUGAACUCCCUCUUAAAAUCAAUAGUCUGGUGAAGGUGUUAGGAGUAAUUUGGAAUCGUGAUGCGGAUAAUUUUGAAUAUACCUUAAAUCUAGCAGGAACUAAACAACCUAUAACAAAGCGACAAAUUCUUUCAAAUAUAGCAAAGCUCUAUGAUCCUUUAGGUUGGUUGGCUCCGGUUGUUGUGAUAGCAAAGAUGAUCAUGCAGAAGCUAUGGAAAUCAGGCCUGGAAUGGGAUGAUACUGUGCAAGGAAGUUUAUUGGCUGAGUGGCUAAAUUUCAGAGAAAAUUUGAUACAUAUAAAAAAGAUUACUAUACCUAGAUCAUUACAUUUCUCUAAGAUGUCUUCUGUAGAAUUACAUGUUUUUGCAGAUGCUUCUCUGUUAGCAUAUGGGGCAGUUGUUUAUAUUCGUGUAGUCAAGGAUGAAAGGGUCUUUGUAAACUUAAUAACAGCCAAGACAAAAGUAGCUCCAAUUGAUAAACAAAUUUCCAUCCCUAGGCUGGAACUCUGUUCCGCGGCUCUGGCAGCUAAACUAAUUUUUGAGACUCAAGUAAUGAAUAUACCUAAAGUUAACUUACAUGCGUGGUCUGAUUCCACAAUUGUGUUGGCGUGGCUGAAGGGAGGACCAGGUCGAUGGAAUACCUUUGUAAGCAACAGAGUUUCUGACAUUUUAAAUAUCUUAGACUAUGAACAGUGGGGUCAUGUUGCUUCGGAAGUUAACCCAGCUGACUGUGCCUCAAGAGGUUUACAAGCUUCAGAAUUGGUGAAUCAUACAUUGUGGUGGAAAGGCCCUACCUGGUUGUCUACAAGGAGCAUGAAAUUAAAUUACUUAGAGAUAGAUGACACACAAGAAGAAGAGAAGGUCAAGACUUUAACUGUUUUACUAGAAAGUGAACAAGAUUUGAUUUGGACAAAAUUUUCUGAUUUAUCAAAAAUGCUGAGAAUCAUAUCAUACUGUAGGAGAUGGUUAAAUGUUAUUCGAAGAAAAGUUAAAAGGCAAAGUGAGUCUAAAUUUGUUACAUUAGAUGAAAUUAAUAAAACUUUAGAAAAUUGUAUAAAACAAGUUCAAGGUAUAGAAUUUAAAAAUGAAAUAAAACAGUUAAAGUCUCGUGGAUGUGUUUCAAAGGGAAGUAAAAUCCUUAAUCUUUGUCCUAUUUUUGAUGAAAUAGGAAUACUAAGAGUUGGAGGUCGGAUUCAGCAAUCAAAGGUGCCCUAUGAUACUCAGCAUCCCAUAAUUUUACCUGCUAAGAGUCAUCUUAGCAGACUUUUAAUUAUGAAUGCUCACAAGAAAACUUUACAUGGCGGACCACAGAUGAUGUUAAACUAUAUCAGAUCAAAAUAUUGGAUCUUACGAGCUAAAGGUCAAGUAAAGAAAUAUUACCGUGAGUGUGUAACAUGUAUUAGAUACUCGAAGAAAACUACUCAGCAAUUGAUGGGUCAGUUGCCAGAGGUACGACUGAAACCAAGUCGACCUUUUAGUUCAGCUGGCGUGGACUAUACAGGACCUAUCAACAUUAGAUUUUCACCUGGCAGAGGUGCUAAGGCCUACAAAGGAUACAUAUGUGUGUUUAUAUGUAUGGUAACUCGUGCCAUACAUCUAGAGGCAGUAACGGAUUUAACAACAAAUGGAUUUGUCGCAGCAUUUAGGCGUUUCACAGCGAGGAGAGGACAUUGUUCAAACAUAUACAGUGAUAAUGGUACUAAUUUUGUAGGAGCCGACAAACAAUUGCAAAAUAUGUUUAGGAGUGCUAAAUCUUCAAUGACAGGUGAAUUAGCAGAGUUGUUAACAUUAGAGCGUACUACAUGGCAUUUCAUUCCUCCUCACGCACCAAAUUUCGGUGGCUUAUGGGAAGCGAGGGUUCGCAGUAUGAAGGUACAUCUUAGGAGAGUCAUUGGGGAUACAACACUUACAUACGAGGAACUAACUACAGUGCUAACGCAAGUAGAAGCAUGUUUAAAUUCGCGACCUUUAACAAUUUUGAGCGACGACCCUAAUGAUCCCUUACCCCUGACACCUGGUCAUUUUUUGAUUGGUGAGCCCUUACUUAAUUUAACUGAUGAAAAUUAUAGUCUAUGUAAAAUACCGUGUCAUGAAAGGUGGAAAUUAACACAAAAAAUGGUAAAUGAUUUCUGGAACAGAUGGUCCAAGGAAUAUUUAGUAAGUCUUAAUCAAAGAUAUAAAUGGCAUAGUAAAAACACUGAACCAGAAAUCGAUGAUAUUGUAAUAUUAAAGGAGGAUAAUAUUCCACCUAGGUUCAGUAAAAUUAGAGCUAACUAUAUUGAGUUAUAA